Molecule: messenger RNA, 1633 nt
Organism: Cuscuta campestris
Lineage: Eukaryota; Viridiplantae; Streptophyta; Magnoliopsida; Solanales; Convolvulaceae
Source: the annotation of a GenBank genome assembly
AGAAGAAGACAGAUUCAUGCCAAUUGCCAUUUCUUUUAGCUUCCUCUCUGUCUCCUAACCAAUCCCAAUCAAGACCAGAAGAAAAAAAAAGGGGGUAAUUUUUAAACUAUAAGAAAUGUCAGUUUGUACAGUGUACACCAUCCAUUACUCCCCUUUCCGCCGGAAUCCCUGUCUUUCGGCCGGCGGGAGGAUUCCGGUCACUACUUCCUGCUCUGCCUCUCCGACGCCAGACAGCGGCGGGGGCGGGGGCAGAGCAGCCGGGAACAAGACGGUGGUGAUCGGAGUGGCGGCGGACUCGGGGUGCGGGAAGAGCACGUUCAUGAGGCGGCUGACGAGCGUGCUGGGCGGCGGGGCGGCGGCGGCGCCGAGGGGAGGGAAUCCGGACUCGAACACGCUGGUGAGCGAGACGAUGACGGUGAUAUGCCUGGACGACUACCACUCGCUGGACCGGAAAGGGCGGAAGGAGAAAGGGGUGACGGCGCUCCACCCGGCGGCGAAUGACUUCGACCUCAUGUACGAUCAGAUUAAGGCUCUGAAGGACGGGAAUCCGGUGGAGAAGCCGAUCUAUAAUCACGUCACCGGUCUUCUUGAUCCUCCUGAACCCAUUCUUCCUCCCAACAUUCUUGUCAUUGAAGGCCUCCAUCCCAUGUUUGACGCCCGAGUGAGAGAACUCUUGGACUUCAGUAUCUAUCUAGAUAUCAGCAAUGAGGUCAAAUUUGCAUGGAAAAUCCAGAGAGACAUGGCAGAAAGAGGACACAGCCUUGAGAGCAUUAAAGCCAGCAUUCAAGCUAGGAAGCCAGACUUUGAUGCCUACAUUGACCCGCAAAAACAACACGCGGACGUGGUGAUAGAGGUGUUGCCGACACAGUUGAUCCCGGACGACGACGAGGGGAACGUGUUGAGGGUGAGACUGAUAAUGAAAGAGGAAGUGAGACAUUUCAGCCCGGUUUACCUCUUUGACGAAGGGUCUACCAUCUCUUGGAUCCCUUGCGGUAGAAAGCUCACUUGUUCAUAUCCCGGCAUCAAGUUCUUCUACGGACCCCACACCUACUUUGGCCACGAGGUGUCGGUGUUGGAGAUGGAUGGGCAGUUUGAUAGAUUGGAUGAGCUGAUAUACGUCGAGAGCCAUUUGAGCAACAUGUCAACAAAGUUCUAUGGUGAAGUGACACAGCAAAUGCUGAAGCACGCCGACUUCCCAGGGAGCAAGAACGGGACCGGCUUCUUCCAAACCAUUGUCGCGUUCAAGAUCAGAGACCUCUAUGACCAGAUCAUCACCAUUAAUGCCAACAGCCCUUCCUCCUCCUCUGCUUCUCCUGUUGUUCAAGCUAUGGCCUGAUCAUCAUUCAUAUGUGUCUAUAUAUAUAUAUAUAUAUAUAUAUAUAUAUAUAUAUAUAUAUAUAUAUUAUUCACUUGUCAACUUUCUCUCUUUCUCUGUAAUAUAAAUCCUUCUUGUUCCCACUUGAUGAGAAGGUUAAGUGUUUUCUAUAAAUUUAUAUGAGAGAGACAAUCCAUCCAUCCAUGUGAUUGUAUGUAUUUUGUGAUGCAUCUUGUUGUAGUUAUAUAUGGCAUUUAAGGCAAAAGGGAAUUAAGUAUAUAUGUCCCAAAACAGAAAAAAUAAAACAGUUGUCUAUAU